Phytophthora nicotianae INRA-310 is the source of this 192-nucleotide messenger RNA. RefSeq lists its product as hypothetical. The transcript has 2 exons. The coding region runs from base 1 to 192 and encodes 63 amino acids. The record is from RefSeq and is a predicted model, not a curated record. NCBI's taxonomy places the organism in Eukaryota, Oomycota, Peronosporomycetes, Peronosporales, Peronosporaceae.
AUGAGUCAUCCAACGCAACGACGACAAGUCGGUGUGGCUACCUUCAAGUUGUCCAAGCUACGAACGCUCUAUAACACGACAGGGAAUUACUACAGCACAAGAAAGACAAGACCGUACCACUAUCGAAUGAUCUUCGUGUCCGACUGCGACCACGAUGUCACUCAAGUCCAUAUCAGAUAUUUGGAAAAAUAA